Recurvomyces mirabilis is the source of this 1533-nucleotide messenger RNA. It is a transcript of the gene ALT1, whose product is annotated as alanine transaminase. NCBI's taxonomy places the organism in Eukaryota, Fungi, Ascomycota, Dothideomycetes, Mycosphaerellales, Teratosphaeriaceae. Gene Ontology annotation, biological process: biosynthetic process. Bases 1 to 1533 code for a protein of 510 amino acids. Gene Ontology annotation, molecular function: pyridoxal phosphate binding; L-alanine:2-oxoglutarate transaminase activity. The record is from RefSeq and is a predicted model, not a curated record. The transcript has 2 exons.
AUGCCUCUCGCAGGCCCCAACGGCGCCCUACCUCUCCCCUCAUUCAUGGAGAAACGCCUCUUCAGCACGACCCCCCAAGUCCGAAGUCUCAACAUCAACAACAUCAACCCCCACGUCAAAACAGCCAAAUACGCCGUCCGCGGCGAACUCGCCAUCAAAUCCGAACAAUACAAGUCUCAGAUCGCAUCAGGGAAGGGUGGUGAUCUCCCCUUCGAUUCCGUAAUAGCAGCCAAUAUCGGCAACCCACAGCAACUGGACCAGAAACCUCUCACCUUCUUCCGACAGGUGACGAGUCUACUCGAGAAUCCCGCGUUAUUAGAAUGUCAGGAGGUGCUGGAGAAGGAAGCAGGAUACCAAAGCGACGUCUUCGAUCGCGCGAGGACGUUGUUGAAGGAUGUGAAGAGUGUAGGCGCCUAUUCUCAAUCCCAGGGAGCACCGGGGAUCAGACAAAGCGUGGCGGAUUUCAUCCAACGACGGGAUGGGUACCCGGCGGAUAAGGAGUCCAUCUACCUCUGCGCGGGAGCGAGUUCGGGCGUCAACGCGCUCAUGAAUGUCAUUUGUGCGUCGCCGAAUACGGGCGUGCUGGUCCCGAUUCCGCAGUAUCCCCUCUAUACUGCUACGUUGGCCUUGUUGAAUGCUAAGUGUGUGCCUUAUUAUCUGAACGAGGAGAACAAUUGGGGUACGGAUCUCGGCGGAAUCCGAUCGGCAUUGAAGAAGGCACAGGGGGAGGGGAUCGAUGUCCGAGCUGUCGUGGUCAUUAAUCCCGGAAACCCUACCGGUGGAUCUCUACCGGAGCAGGAUAUCAACGGGAUUCUGCAGAUGGCGGCUGAGGAGAAGCUGGUCGUGCUGGCGGAUGAGGUCUAUCAGACGAAUGUGUUUGAGGGGAAAUUCCACAGCUUCAAGAAGGGUCUACGGGAUCUGCAGAAGAGUGCGGAGAACAAGGAUGGGAAGUUCGAUGAUUUGGAGUUGGCGAGUCUGCAUAGUAUCAGUAAGGGUAUGGUUGGGGAGUGUGGGCACCGAGGAGGGUAUUACGAGAUGGUGGGGUUUGAUCCGGAGGUCGUCGCCCAAAUCUACAAGUUCGUCUCCAUCAUGCUCUGCCCCCCCGUCAUCGGCCAAUGCCUAGUGGAAACCAUGGUCAACCCCCCUCGCGAAGGCUCCCCCUCAUACCCCCUCUACCGGCAAGAAUACGACGGAAUCUUCUCCUCCCUCCGCUCCCGCGCCCAAGCCCUCUACACCGCUUUCCAGUCCAUGGAAGGCGUGUCCUGUCAAUCCCCCGCUGGGUCGAUGUAUCUCUUCCCUACUAUCCGCUUACCGGCCAAGGCUGUGGCGAAGGCGAAGGAGAUGGGGAAGGGAGGCGAUGAGUAUUAUUGUCUCAGGUUGUUGGAUCGCACGGGGAUUUGUAUUGUGCCGGGGUCUGGGUUUGGGCAGAGGGAGGGGACGUUGCAUUUUCGGACGACGUUUUUGGCGCCGGGCACGGAAUGGGUGGGCCGGAUUACGGAGUUUCAUCGGGAGUUUAUGGAGGAAUUUCGGUGA